CUUUUUAUUCUGCUCCGGGCUUCCUUUUUGGACUUCCGGCUGUCGCAUCUCAGAUCUCCCACCCAAUAAGGUACCCCACGCGGGCUCACACUUAGGUCCAGCCAAUUUAGACAGCUUCCCCGGGCCCAAGGCCACUGCACGGCACGGACACUGCGUCUUGCACAAGAGUUGAUACACUAGACAGUCUCGUCGAUAUCAAUAGAUCGCGCCCGGACACACACUUUUGGAGGAGGAUCACUGUGCAGCAUGCAAGGUCAAAAUCGGCUCCCCAGCACCAUGUCAUGACCUGGCGAAGCCGUGAGAACUCAGCUGCCAGUGGCCGGAAAUUACGACGUUGCAAUCAUGAGUGGCAUCCUGGACAAUGGGUUGCAGGAACACCCAACCGCCGCCCGGCGAUUUUGGGGAGAGGGGGAGCAACAGAGCAACAGAUACACGAUCGGCUCGCACUGCGAUGCCAACGGGGAGACACCGAAACCAGAACCAGGCCUUGGUCACCGGCAGGGCUACAUCCAGGCAUUGAUAGACUUCGCCGACGAAGAAGACAGGCCGAUUGUGGAUGACAUCGACGCCGACUCCGUCUUGGACGCAAGCGAUUGCCUCGACGGCCGAUCCGAGAGCGACACACAGUUUCAACAGCCGGGACGCGCAACCGAAAGCCCGGCAACCCAGAAGGCCAUGCCGCCUCUCCCAAUCGAGAGACCCCUCUCUUCACCGCAACCGCAGAUGUCGUGCAGAAUUUCGCAGUUUCCUUACCCGCAGCCGUGCGAAGUUCCCGAGUUGAUGCCAGACCACGAAGACAUGUCUGCCAUGACAGCCAGCCCGCCCGUCUCAGGUCCAGUGACCCCAUGCACCGUGCCCGACGUCUUCCGCCCGUUGACCCUCGCCCUCUCACCCGAACUCGACCUGGGUCCCAUCAUCAACCCCGCAUUUGAGCUGGAUUCGCACGGCCGGCGGCGCAAAAUGUCGGUCAAGUCGGCCGACACAGGUGUGUCAGACGGGUUGGGCAUCAUCCAGGAAAACGAGGGCGUAAACCCGGACGGCGUGUCAUUGUUGACGACCACCGAGGCAUCCUUCGGAAACAGCGCGGGUGAAGGCGGAUUGGGCCCUCCGCGAGCCGACAAGCAGAGUUUCCUCGCGGUGGAUGGCCACAAGCAUGGGCGAAGUGUGAGCUCCCUCGGGAGCGGGAGCUCUGGCGAGUGGCGGCCGAGCACGGCACGAAGAUCAGCCAACUUCCUAUCGCGCAGGCGCAAUGGUGGACGUGGCGACGACGAGUGCCUGGAGAGGCGAUCGUUGACUCCGGCGCAGCUUGCCUCGCCAACCUGGAGACAGGGGGCUUCUGAUGAUGAACUGCCGAUACCAGAGACAGCGUCGCCCUCUUCGCCCUCGCAUUCUACUAAGGCCGUCACCAGUACCACCACGAGGUUCUUCCAUCGCAUGCCAUGGUUCGGUGACUCGCAGUCGAGGCCCGAGGCGGUCUUUGGCGUCGACCUGAAGGAGAGUCUCCGCGUAGCGCCCAUGAAAAUCAGGAUAUCGCACAAAGGUAGGAGCACGUCGUACCGGACCUUCCCGUUGGCGGUGCACAAGUGCUGCGAGUUUAUUCGCCGGGCAGGCGGCACCGACCCCAACAUCUUCGCCUCGCCAGGAGACGCCUACAACGUUGCGAACCUCAAAGAUAUAUUCAGCCUCGCGCCGUCGUACGGGGAACACUUCCAGUUUGAAGGGAGCGACUACACAAUCCACGACGCCGCGCGACUGAUCUUGGUCUUCCUCGAGGACCUGCCCAAGCCGCUGAUCCCGCCGUCGGUAGUCAAGUCCUGGAUCCUGUUGGCGCGCCAAGAAGGCGCCAUCGAACCGCCGUGUCCGCGCGUCGAGACUGGUCUCGACUUCUGGACCGAAGCGCUCAACCGUCUGCCGACGCCCAACCGCAACCUGACCAAGCAUCUUCUCACGCUGUUUGCCGAGGUGUUGCUCGCCGCGUCGGGACAUAUUACCGAGGCGGACGCUAGGAAGUUGGCGUCGGCCGUGUCGAGGGCCAUGUUCCAUCAAGACGCGGACGGUGAUGCCAAGGGGGGCAAGGACCGGAAGAAAAAGUCGGACAAGCGGAAUGUGCAGCCGACGCUGGCGCUUGCGUUCCUCAUCAGGAAACGGGGCGAGUAUGCUGUUUCGCUUGGCGAGGCGGCCGCGAGCAAUGCGUCCAAGCGGGAUUCCAAGUUUCUGCCGAGCACGAGGGAGAUAUUGGAGUGGAAGGCGGGGAGCAAGUGAGGGCUGCUGGGAGGGUGUUGGAUGCAGGAGGACAUGGUGUUGAGAUACCCUUUAUCUUCUUUGCUAUUCUCUGCUCUGGAAAGUUUUCUGUGGGCUUCUUUAGGGGGUUGCGGCCUGUGGGGCAAGCGGCAUUGGGUUGGCGUUCUUCAGGCUUUCGUUCGACCAGCUAGUCCGUACCCGAGGCUAAGCUUUAAUUGUGUAUGGGGGUUGUACGAAGGAAAGAGGGAGUAUGUGAUGGAAGGGAUACCGUACAGUAUCAGUGAGUGACCCAUGUUAGCGAGUGGCCUACUUUCUACGCGACGCGAUACCUUUGCGCUUAACAACAACUUCCCUCUAUCAUCCAAGAUGUCCCCUACUUUG
This is a messenger RNA of Parathielavia appendiculata, 2622 nucleotides long. RefSeq lists its product as uncharacterized. Bases 343 to 2262 code for a protein of 639 amino acids. NCBI's taxonomy places the organism in Eukaryota, Fungi, Ascomycota, Sordariomycetes, Sordariales, Chaetomiaceae. Gene Ontology annotation, molecular function: GTPase activator activity. The record is from RefSeq and is a predicted model, not a curated record. Gene Ontology annotation, biological process: signal transduction; activation of GTPase activity. The transcript is spliced from 2 exons.